UGAUCAUGGAUGAAUUAGAUAUCUGUGGUUUUUUUCGAUCAGAUUAAGGUUUGAGGGUACCCUUGUAAAUCGGACAUUCUUCUCUUUGCAUUAUAGCUGAAGGUCGCUUAAAAUUAUGCUCACAGUACCAUUAUGUGACCUUGGAUCAUAAUUAAGUUGAUUGUCUGGCAUGAAUUAGCGUUAAGAAUGAUAUUUUUGUCUGUAACGCAUGCAUUCAUACUAUACCAGAAAACGCGUAUUUCUUAAAAUAAAAUUCAAUCCAUGUUCAGAUAUAUUAUAUUGUUUAUAAAUAAAUACAUUUUAACUGCCCGUCUAUUUUGAAAGAGAAACUCGAAUUAAAUGAAUUAAAAAGAACCCAAAACGACUACCAAAAUUUGUAUUGUAUAUUGUAUUGUAUUUUAGUUUUGAUUGUUUACAAGCUUGAUUCGAAUUAAAAGUUUACAAGUAAUCUAAGAAAAGCUUUCUAAAUCGACAGCUUCUCUUUGUUUCCAUGUUUAUGUGUAUCCAUGCUGUUUAAAAGCUUUUUAUAAAUCUAGAUUAAAAUCUAAAGUCGUCUUCAUUGUAUUGAUAAAAUGCUAAAACCAUUAAAUUGAUGUACAUAGUUUAAAAAUGAUAUAUUCAGGAGAGCUUAUUCCAAGUCCCACGAUGUUAUGUACACAUUAACACACAAACUGUUGUACCACGUUCUUAGGAUGAAAAGGGGUUGUAAAGAAGACAUUGGUGCAAUAGAAUACUUUUGCCAGCGGUCUUGGAAUGAUAUUCAUCGUACUUGGGGAUAUCUUCAAACCACAGAAGAGAACAGGUUCUGUUCUACUGAUCUGUUUUUAGAACAAAUGCUGUUUUGUUCUAUGCUUGGAUAUGAACAAUUCUUUAAAACUAGGAAACAGGAUUAACGUUUCUAAACAAUGUAAUGCAAAAUGAUAAUAAAUCAGCUGUUGUAUCUAAGGGAUUGUUAACCGUUUGAAAAUAAACAUGA
Messenger RNA from Eurytemora carolleeae, 976 nucleotides. Its product is annotated as UPF0764 protein C16orf89 homolog. The coding region runs from base 651 to 893 and encodes 80 amino acids. The transcript has 5 exons. NCBI's taxonomy places the organism in Eukaryota, Metazoa, Arthropoda, Copepoda, Calanoida, Temoridae. The record is from RefSeq and is a predicted model, not a curated record.